GAUAUGCUAGUUAUCUAAGGGGAUAAAAUAAACAAACCGGAUAGGACUACAUACAUUUGCGAUGCUGCGUUAUCUAUAUUUAAGCACAUCUUGCUCCAAGGAUGUUAACGCGAGUAAGCUUCUACAAUUUAUCAAACCGUUUACUACUAGCACACUUGCUGAUCCACCCACUACCCCGACAUUUUCUAAAUGCGGCCUUGACGUUAUUCUCCACGUCCACGACAUGAACCGUCGGACUUUCCUCGAGCAUGCACAGUAUCUUUACAGCGUCGCAUUUCAAAACGUCUCCUUUUUCCCUUUGGAUGUCAUACCAAGUUCCAUCGCGAUGGGUGAGGAAGUGCCUUCAGUAAAUUCCACCGCGGAGCCGUGUGCAGCCUCUCCUGGAUUAUUUAAUAUUUCUACUUUAAAGACUAACAAAGGAUUUCAACCUAUUUAUAAGUACAUCGCCUUCGGCGGCACCUUCGAUCGUUUGCACUAUGGCCAUAAACUGCUCUUGGCUGCAGCGGCCUUGUACACAACCGACACCCUCCUCGUAGGGGUGACAGGGAAGGAAAUGAUAAAGAACAAAACGCUUUCUGAAAGAAUCCAAGACGUGGAUAUCCGAAAGGAGAACGUGAGACGCUUUUUAGGGAAAAUCAGGAACGAUCUCGUUCUUCAGAUCGAGAUUAUACACGAUUGUGCCGGCGGAACCGAAUUAAUUCCCGAGUUAGAGGCUUUAAUUGUUUCUCCUGAGACUGUGAAAGCUGUAGACGUCAUUAAUGAGAUGCGACAGACCAAGUAUAAUUUGGAACCGCUUGCGAGCGUUGUAAUUCCGUACGUGCAGGCCAUGGAUGGCCGAGUUUUGAGCUCUACGGAAUUGCGGCUGAAGGGUGUCCCCUUUUGAAUGUUGAUACACUGAUAGUUUAAACCUUAAAUCGUGCUAAAAUUGAUGAUGAAUAUAUUAAAGGCUAAUUUCUUUUUCUGCUUACCUCGUUCACUUUCUGAACAGGUAUUGAUUUUGUUCAAGGUCGAAACACUCACCAAUUCUUCCCCUAGAAGAACAGUGUUAUCUUUAUUUUCUGAUGAUAAUUUCAUUGUUCGCUUGUAAAUUUAUAAAAUGAUUACUACGAGAUGAACUUCCACACGGCACAACUGCUUGAGGUGGACCUCGUAAAUUUAUCCUAGACAUUGUAAACCUGGUAUUCUCUUCUUCCAGGUGUGUUUUCCUACCUUACAUUUUACAUAUGAAAGACAAAAUGAGCCAUGCCUCUUACACGAUUGAGAUUUAUUAUACUAGUCAUCUUCGACCUUUUCUA
Molecule: messenger RNA, 1295 nt
Organism: Phytomonas sp. Hart1
Lineage: Eukaryota; Euglenozoa; Kinetoplastea; Trypanosomatida; Trypanosomatidae
Source: the annotation of a GenBank genome assembly